UCCGGCGAAGCACUUUCUCGUCUGGGGUUUUAGCCUCCAGCUUCGAAGAAGAGAGGAGGGGAGAUAGAAGGGAGUGCGAGAUGGUGCAGCGAUUGACGUAUCGAAAGAGGCACAGCUAUGCCACCAAAUCGAAUCAGACCAGGGUAGUCAAAACCCCAGGUGGCAAGCUUGUGUAUCAGUACACUAAGAAGAGGGCGAGUGGCCCGAAAUGCCCUGUGACUGGCAAGAGAAUCCAAGGGAUUCCUCGCCUAAGACCUGCUGAGUACAAGAGGUCUAGAUUGUCUAGAAACCGGAGGACUGUGAACCGUGCUUACGGUGGGGUUUUAUCAGGAAGUGCUGUAAGGGAAAGGAUCAUUCGGGCUUUUUUGGUUGAAGAGCAGAAGAUUGUUAAGAAGGUUUUGAAAAUCCAAAAGGCCAAAGAAAAGCAAGCCUCUAGGAGCUGAAAGAGGCGAGCAGCAAAAUGCUUGAAUUUUGAGUACAUAGAAAAUUUUUACUAGCACGGUGAUGAUUGCGAGGACUUUGGCAUGGCGUUUGGUUGGGAUAAUUGUUCAAUUUACAGGGCUAUGGAUUCAGGGGUAUUGAUCCGUUCUUAGACUUGUUUUGACUUUUUGUUGGUUUGGACUAGCACUCGAACAUUUGUUGAAUCGUUGGGUUUUUAGAAUCUGUAAUUUUGCUUUAUCAUCGGGUUUCUCUCUCAUUUGUGUGCUAAUGAAGAACUGCCCCUAAAUACCUCAGCGGCCUAAUUUCACCUUUUCGCUGGUAUGUUGGACUCACUGGAUUUGUAAUUUGUGUCCAACCUUAUUAUUCCGUCACUUGGCACUUGGUUUGCCAAUUUUUAAUUAUAUUACCCAAUGAAUAGGUUGAUAUGCUUUCUAUUUUA
Molecule: messenger RNA, 880 nt
Organism: Elaeis guineensis (African oil palm)
Lineage: Eukaryota; Viridiplantae; Streptophyta; Magnoliopsida; Arecales; Arecaceae
Product: large ribosomal subunit protein eL34
Biological process (GO): translation
Cellular component (GO): ribosome
Molecular function (GO): structural constituent of ribosome
Source: RefSeq, a predicted model, not a curated record